This is a messenger RNA of Pestalotiopsis fici W106-1, 447 nucleotides long. RefSeq lists its product as uncharacterized. The record is from RefSeq and is a predicted model, not a curated record. The transcript is spliced from 3 exons. Bases 1 to 447 code for a protein of 148 amino acids. NCBI's taxonomy places the organism in Eukaryota, Fungi, Ascomycota, Sordariomycetes, Amphisphaeriales, Sporocadaceae.
AUGACUCUGCCAAUCUUCAAUUUGAACGCUCCUCGGAGACUGCCGCAACAGCCUAACCCAAACGCGGUCCGUGACUACAUUCGUCAGACCCUCAUCACCAGGCUGGAUACAACUUCUACCUUUGCAGACGAAGUAGCCGCAAAAUGGCCUGUUCGACGAUCAUAUGAACUCUACGCAGCUUCAUCCGAGAAUCUUGGCAAAGUUUUUGGCCAGGAAUUAGGGCCUGUCCUACAUCGUAUAGUACAAGAUGAUAUUCGCGAAGACUGGUGGAACUCUUACGACGCACUGCUACGGUCAGGAUUCUUGGCCAUUUCUGUUACCCUGUCAAUCUAUUUCUUCGUUUGUGCAUGCCGGGGAUCGACUCUUCGGGAGGCUCGCUGUGCGUUCAUUGGAGCCAUUGCAUGGGCAGACUCGCUUGCCGAGAGGCAAGAGAAGCAAAGGUCCUGA